AAUUCUAUGAAGUUAGUUCUAAAAAUAUACAAAAAGCUACAACCAUAUUCGCCAAAAUCCAUUCGUUUUUAUUCGGCGAUUGCCGACGACUAUCGAUACCCAAACAACGACAAGGGCAAGUGUAUCCAGUAUUCAAUGUUGAUACUCGAUCACAAUCGAUUAGUUUAGGCGAAUCGUCAUCCAGAUCCGUAUCAUCAUCAUCAUCAGGAUCAUCAUUGCAAUCGUCAUCAUCGACAAAAAAUAAUAAUUCGAUACGAUUUGGAUUCUGGAACCUAAUCUACAACAAUAUUAUCGUUUUACGAUCAAUCAACUGGAUACAAUUGCCCACGUUUUCCGUUUGGUUUUCAUCAAUUUCAUCAUUAUUACGAUUAACAUCAUCAACAUCAUUAUCAUCAUCAAUAACUGGUGCAUCAUUCAUUCAUACUAACAUGAAUCGUAGAUCAACAAUAAUGAUGACAACGAUAACAGCCAUGCAUUUUUUUACAUUAGCAUUACUAUGUUUGUUCAUAUUACUUGGCGCACAUUAUAGUGACGCCCUGUUUGAUAUGAGUCAAUCAUCGUCAUCAUUGGAUUCGAACAUUUAUGGUGUUCAAUUAUCAUCUUGUCCACUUGAAUGCGAUUGUCAAGGUCUGACCGUCGAUUGUUCACAUCGUGGAUUAUCAUAUGUGCCACAAACAUUUCCAUUGGAAGUACGACGAUUAUACCUUGAUGGUAACAAUCUGACCAUACUACGUCAAAAUGAUUUCCAACGUUUACCUUAUUUGAAAGUUUUGCAAAUAAUGGACAAUCAGGUACAAACAUUGGAACCGGGUGUUUUCGAUGAUCUCAAAAGUUUGGAAAGACUGUGGCUUAGUCGUAAUCAUCUUCGCUAUUUACCAGAUAAUGUAUUUAUCAAAAAUUUGGCCCUACACCUAAUCGAUCUUAGCCAUAACAGGAUCAUGGGCUUGACAUCCAAUGUUUUUUAUGGUCUAAAAUCGUUGAAAAGCUUACAUUUGGACAAUAAUCGAUUAUCCUGUAUCGAAGAUGGAACUUUUAGCAAAUUGAAAGAAUUAGAAUUCCUAACAUUGAACAAAAAUAAUCUUACAACAUUGACCUAUUCGAUUUUCGAUGGAUUGGCUAUGAAACUAAAAACAUUACAUAUGGCAGACAAUCCAUUCCGUUGUGAUUGUUCAAUGGCCUGGCUAGUUCAAUGGUUUCGAAAAUUGUUCAUCAUGCAACAUAAACAAUCAUCACAGCAAAGAUUCGAUAUUGAUAGUGCCAAAUGUGUGGCACCAUUUCAUCUGUUUGGAAUGAAAAUCUCAUCACUAUCAACCAAAGAUUUUCAUUGCGAUCAACCAUAUUAUGAUGAAUUUCUACAGAAUGAUGAUUCUGGCAUAAUGCGUCCAUGUCGAAUAGAGCCACAAUGUCCAUAUCAAUGUUCUUGUCAGGAUGGUGUUGUUGAUUGUCGUAAUCGAAAUUUAACCCGUAUACCGGAUUUUAUUCCGGACAAUGCCAUCGAAAUUCGAUUGGAACAGAAUUCGAUUACCGAAGUGCCUUCGCGUGCAUUCUCAUCGUAUCGUCAGUUGGGCCGAAUCGAUUUAAGCAAGAAUAACAUUUCCAGGAUAGCUGAAGAUGCUUUCAAUGGAUUAAAAUCAUUAAAUGCAUUAUUUUUAUUUGGAAAUGAAAUCACUGAUCUACCGGAAGCUCUAUUCAAAGGUCUAGCCAACAUACAGCUGCUUUUGCUCAACAAGAACAGAAUCAAAUGUUUACGUCGUGGAAUUUUUGCUGACCUUAAACAUUUGAAUCUAUUAUCAUUGUACGAUAACAAUAUUCAAUCAUUGGCCGAAGGAAUUUUUGAUCCAUUAAUCAAUAUACAAACAUUACAUUUAGGAAGAAAUCCUUUCAUUUGCGAUUGUAAUCUUCGAUGGCUAUCAAAUUAUCUGCGUGAACGUCCUAAUCUGGAAACAUCGGAUGCUCGUUGUGAAGAACCUAAGCGUAAUAGCCGAAAACGAUUAACACAAUUGAAUCCCGAACGAUUCCGUUGCAAAGGAACUGAAGAAUUACGAACAAAAUAUUCCGCACAAUGUAUGGAUAAUAAAUGUCCAAAGAAUUGUGUUUGUGAAGGUACAAUUGUGGAUUGUUCACGAUUGGAUUUGCAUCAUCUACCGGAAGAUGUACCAACGUUUGCUACCGAAUUACGUCUUACUGACAAUCGUAUUCGUCGUUUGAUAAAUAAUAAUUACUUCAAACGAUUGCCCAAUCUUUUAAAACUUGACCUUCGUAAUAACCAAUUAAAUGAAAUUCAAGACGGUUCAUUACAUGGUGCUGAAAUGUUACAAGAUUUGUUAUUGAGUAAUAAUCAAUUGCGACAAAUCAGUCCCAAAAUGUUCGCUAAUCUCCGUAAUCUAAGCACAUUGGUUCUACAUGACAACCAAAUUACCUGUAUCACCAAUGAUACAUUUGCCGAUCUAGAAAAUCUGCGUUAUCUUUCAUUGAAUGAUAACAAAAUACGUUGUAUUACAUCUGGCGCGUUCGACAAACUUCGAUCAUUAUUACAAGUGAACUUACAGAAUAAUCCGUUCAAUUGUAAUUGCCAUCUACGUUGGAUGUCGUCCUGGUUACGAAAGAAAAGCAGUAAUAAUAAAAUUCUUAUUGGCAAUAUACGAUGUUAUUCACCGGCCAACGUUGCCAAUAUACCGAUUGAAGAUGUUGAACCGGGUGAUUUUCGAUGUGAUGAAGAUGAAGAAGAAGCUGAAUGCGGUCCUGAUGGUCUAUGCCCUUCACGUUGCACAUGUUCAGGAACAGUUGUUCGAUGUUCGCGACAAAAAUUAAAACGUGUACCGAAAUAUAUACCAACUACAACAACUGAACUUUAUCUUGAUAUGAAUGAAAUUUCUGUUAUUCCUACCGAUCUAAAUCGUUUGGCCGAACUUAGUCUUUUAGACUUGAGUAAUAAUCAAGUAAACAUAUUGCCAACAAAGAUAUUUGAAAACAUGACCAAGCUACAUACAUUGAUCAUCAGUUAUAAUAAGCUUCAAUGCAUUCAACCGGAUGCCUUUAAAGGCUUGAUGUCGCUUCGAAAACUUACGCUUCAUGGCAACGAUAUUUCCAUGGUUCCAACCGGUUCAUUUGAUAGUUUAAAUGUCAUAACACAUUUAGCUAUCGGCGAAAAUCCAUUUUAUUGCGAUUGUAAUAUGCGUUGGCUUGCAGAAUGGAUACAAAAAACUAAUACAGAAAAUGGUAUAGCACGUUGUAUGGAACCGAGCACAAUGCGUGGCAAACUUUUAAUGUCAGCACUGCCUAAUCAUUUCAUUUGUACGGGAAAAAUUGAACCGCAUAUAAUGGCCAAAUGUGAUGCCUGUUAUACAUUUCCUUGUAAGAAUGGUGCCACAUGUAUUUCACAACCAAUGCACACUUACGAAUGUAUGUGUGCUCCUGGAUUUCAUGGAACAAAUUGUGAAUACAAGAUUGAUGCAUGUUUCGGAAAUCCAUGCGAUAAUGGUGGUACUUGUAAAGUUCUUGAGACUGGUCGUUUUAGUUGUCAUUGUUCAACUGGCUUUAAAGGUCAUCGAUGUGAAAUCGAUAUAGACGAGUGUGCCGAAGAUAACAAAUGUCAGAACAAUUCGACUUGUAUCGAUGAUAUUGGAUCAUACCGAUGUGAAUGCUUGAGUGGCUAUUCGGGAUAUUUUUGUGAGAAAAAAAUCGAAUAUUGUUUGACCAGAGAAUGGAAUCCAUGUCAAAACAAAGCCAAAUGUAUAAAAGAUGAAGUUAAUGAUUUUUAUUACUGUGAAUGCGCACCUGGAUGGACUGGUCAAAAUUGUACUGAUAAUGAAGAUGAUUGUCUUGUCAACGAAUGUCAAAACGGUGCCACCUGUUUAGACAAAAUUUCUGGCUAUGAAUGUCAAUGUCCAGUCGGCUAUUCGGGACAAUUUUGCGAAUAUGCACCCAAUGUAGACUUGUUGUAUCAACAAACAAGUCCUUGCCAACAUCAUGAUUGUAAACAUGGUGUCUGCUUUUUACCACCAGGAUCUUCCGAUUAUCAAUGUAAAUGUUCACCUGGAUAUACUGGCAAACGAUGUGACGUUAUUUCUUCAGUUUCUUUUCGACUUGGAUCCUAUAUCGAAUUGGCCCAAGACAUGAACUUACAAUCCAAACCAUCAUUGUCGAUCAAGUUCAAAUUCAUUACAAAAAAAGAGAGUGGUAUUUUAUUCUAUCUUGGAGGUAAUCAAGGUCAUCAUUUAUCCGCUGAACUAUUCAAAGGUCGUAUUCGCAUUAGUUUGAAUGUGGGAAAUUAUCCUGUAUCCACAAUGUUCUCGUAUGAAAAAGUUAACGAUGGCCGCUUUCAUCAAGUGAAUUUCGAAUUGAUCAAAAAAAACUUUACAAUGAUUGUCGAUGAUGGUUCAACACGUACGAUUGUCAAUGAAGGUCGCAAUGAAUUUCUGGAUGUAGCAAAUCAACCAUUAUAUAUUGGAGGCAUGCCUAAAGCUGUUGGCAAUGAUGUUCGACAAAAAUGGCAUAUUUGGAAUGAUACCAGCUUUGAAGGUUGCAUGAAGGAAUUAUAUAUCAAUUCAAAUCCACCCGAUUUAAAUCAGGCAAAACAUAAGCAGGACAUUGUCAUUGGUGGGGAUGGUUCGUGUGAUGAUUACGAACAACCCAAACCGAUGGAUGCUUGUCAUGCCAAUCUUUGUCAACAUGGUAAAUGUGUCCCAUCUGAUGAUGGACAAAGUUAUCACUGUAAAUGUAAAUUAGGUUAUAGUGGUCCAUUUUGCGAUCAAGCACCAACAUGUCAGAAAGAAAUCAAAAGAGAUUUUUAUUACGAAAAUUCAUGUCGUUCGACUAAGAAAUUAAAAAUGGCCAUCUGUGUUGGUUCUUGUGGUGAAGCACAAUGUAAGGCACAAAAAACAAAAAAACGUAGUAUCAAAUUGGCUUGUAAUGAUGGAUCCAAAUAUACAAAACAGAUUGAAAUCAUAAGAAAAUGUGGAUGUGGAAAUACCAAAUCAACAUAUACCGAUCUUUUUUAUUAAUAUUCAACAUUGACCGGAUUUUAUCAUUGAUUAUAUGAUUAUUACGAUAUGAUCUUCAUUUCAUUGCCAUCACCUCAAUUU
Messenger RNA from Dermatophagoides pteronyssinus (European house dust mite), 5084 nucleotides. It is a transcript of the gene sli, whose product is annotated as slit guidance ligand. Gene Ontology annotation, molecular function: calcium ion binding; heparin binding; Roundabout binding. Gene Ontology annotation, biological process: axon guidance. Lineage: Eukaryota; Metazoa; Arthropoda; Arachnida; Sarcoptiformes; Pyroglyphidae. The record is from RefSeq and is a predicted model, not a curated record.